Insectozyma verbasci is the source of this 2262-nucleotide messenger RNA. The record is from the annotation of a GenBank genome assembly. Lineage: Eukaryota; Fungi; Ascomycota; Pichiomycetes; Serinales; Debaryomycetaceae.
AUGUCAUAUUCAACAGGUGUUUCUUCAAUAGAUCAAAAACAACAGCUACAUCACAGAAUAAAAUUUGGUAGUCGAGAUGAGGUAGAAAUAGAUGAAAUAAUUGAAAAAACAUCAAAUUUAAAAAUCGAUCAAAAGAGAAAACAACUUAAUUUGUCAACUAUAUUUAUAAAGUAUCUUAAUCCAUUGCUAUUAACAUUUCUAUCUGCUUUUAUUAGACUAUACAAAAUUGAAGUUGCAGAUGGAGUAAUUUGGGAUGAGGCACAUUUUGGAAAAUUUGGUUCACAUUAUUUGAAAAGAGAAUUUUAUUUUGAUGUUCAUCCACCAUUAGGUAAAUUGUUAGUUGGAUUAUCUGGUUAUUUAUGUGGUUACGAUGGGAAUUUUGAAUUUGAAAGUGGAAAUAAAUACAAGGGUAUAAAUUAUGUGUUUAUGAGGGUUUUCAAUUGUUUUUUUGGGAUUUUAGUUACUCCAUUAGUAUACAAGACUUCCCUUGUGCUUGGAUAUAAUCAAUUAACUUGUUGGUUGAUUAGUUUAUUGGUUGUGUUUGAACAAUUGAGUUUAACAUUGAGUAAAUUUAUAUUGUUGGAUUCAUUUUUACUAUUUUUCACUGUUUUUGCUUAUUACUGUUUGAUCAAUUUACAAUCCUUGAAUUUUAAAGAUAGAUUGUUAACUAAAGAAGGAAUAAAAUGGUGCAUAUUGACUGGUGUGUCUAUUGGUUGUGUUUGUUCAGUCAAAUGGGUUGGAUUAUUUGUUACAUUAUUAAUCGGGGGAUAUAUCAUAGUUGAUUUACUUUAUAAAUUUUAUCAGACAAGUAAAGUUAUAUCAUAUAAAACAUAUAUCUUACAUUGGUUAGUCAGAAUAAUUACCUUAAUUUUCAUACCAUUAGUGAUCUACAUGACUUGUUUUAAAAUUCAUUUUUCAGUUUUGAAUCAUACCGGUCCAGGAGAUGGUUCAAUCUCAACAUUACUACAAGCAUCUUUAAUUGGUAAUGAUUUACAAUCUGGUCCUAGAUCAGUUGCUUUUGGUUCUUUAGUUACUAUUAGAUCUCAAGGCUUAUCUCCCAACUUGUUGCAUUCACAUCCUCAUACUUAUCCAGAAGGUUCUCAACAACAACAAGUAACAACAUAUGGAUACAAAGACGCAAAUAAUGAAUUUUUGAUUGAGUUUGAUAUCGAACAUGGAUUGAAAGAAAUUUAUGCAACUUUAGAAGGUAGUGAUACAAAUUAUAAACAAUUUAUCUUAAAUAAAGAUACAAUUAGAUUAAUUCAUAAAAAUUCAAAUUGUUAUCUUAGAGCUAAUUCAUUAAAAGCUCCAAUAACUGAUGCAUUAGAAGUUUCGUGUUUUGGAGAGACUGAAAAUAAUGAAUUAUCAGAUGAAUGGAUAAUUGAAAUUCAACAUCAAGAUAAAUCACCAAGUCCAAAUUUUCAAAAUGAGUCAAUAAAUGAAGUACAUCCAAUUUCAACUAGUUUCAGAUUGAAACAUAAACAAUUAGGUUGUUAUUUAGCUACUACUGGGAAAUCAUUACCUUCUUGGGGAUAUCAACAAGGAGAAGUGGUUUGUAAAUAUUCAUUGUUCAACAAGGAUAAAAACACAUGGUGGAAUAUUGAAAAGCAUCUGAAUGAAUAUUUGGAAUUACCAAUUGAUUAUAUCCCACCAAAACCUAAAUUUUGGAAAGAAUUUUUAUUAUUAAAUUAUGGAAUGAUGGCUUCAAAUAAUGCUUUAAUGCCAGAUGGGGAUAAAUUUGAUAAAUUGAGUUCAGAAUGGUGGGAAUGGCCAAUUAUGAAUUCUGGAUUGAGAAUGUGUGGAUGGGGAGCAACUGAUGUUAAAUACUUUUUACUUGGAAAUCCAGUUAUAACAUGGGCUUCGACUGCUUCUUUAGGGAUCUUUUUAAUAUAUUUGGUGAUUAUUGGACUUAGAUAUCAACGACAAAGUUAUGAAAUGAAUUCAUUACAAUGGAAUAAAUUAUUAAGUCGCGGUUUGCUUCCCUUGUUUGGUUGGUUUCUUCAUUAUUUCCCAUUUAUAAUUAUGGGUAGAGUUAAAUAUUUACAUCAUUAUGCUCCUGCUAUUUUUUUUGCUAUAUUUGUAACUGGAUUUUUAUUUGAUAAAUUAAAUUACUUGCCUAAAAAAUUAUCAAUGGUCUGUUUUUUAAUUUUGUACAUAGUUUUAUUUGUCAGUUUUUGGCAUUUUAAACCAUUGGCUUUUGGAAUGGAAGGUCCUUCUAAAAAUUUUGCAUAUUUGAAAUGGUCAAAUACUUGGAUGAUUUAA